Molecule: messenger RNA, 1806 nt
Organism: Parascedosporium putredinis
Lineage: Eukaryota; Fungi; Ascomycota; Sordariomycetes; Microascales; Microascaceae
Source: the annotation of a GenBank genome assembly
AUGACGUCCCCCAAGCGAGGGCCCGAUGCCGACGGCGGCCUCGGCCCAGCAACUCCAGACGACAUCGCGUCGCCUCUUCCGAAUGCUCCUCCUACCUACGCAGCCUUUUCUCCCGCUACCCUGUCCUCGAACCCCGCGGCCAAGUCCUCCUCCAAGCGCCGCUCCACCAUCCUCAGCUUCGUCAUGUUGCUCGUGUUCUGGGCCGUCGUGCUCUAUGGCGACACCGUCAUCCGCAUGGCCGGUCCCAUCGUCGUUGUCGUGGCCCUGAUCCUAGGCAUGUACGGCCGCAGGUUCAGCCCGCUGAGCACCAGCGGGUGGAAUGAGCCCGCGCAAAAGGACUCAUCUGCUGCCGCGGGAUCCGCUGCGCCUACUGGCCGGCUGCAGAAGAAUGGCGGCAAGCCGGCCGCGAACGGUGGCGCCGCCAAGCUGGGACACACCAGGGGAAACUCGGAAGUCACGAAUACGCGGCACCAAAAGACGUUGGACGAGAUUGUCGAGACACUCAAGGAGUUUACCGGCCGGUGCAACAUGCUGUUGGAGCCCAUGAUCGAAAUGACGGACUUUCUCAGCACUCAGCAGACGCCUACCUCGGCGACUACGAGGCCCGCCCUCACCACUAUGUUCAUCCGAAUUCUGUUCUGCACCCCCUUUUGGAUCGCCCUUACCCUACCGCCUCUACGCAUUAUCACGACGAGGCGGGUGAUGCUCGUCUUUGGCACGCUUAUCCUCAGCUGGCAUGCCCGGUUUAUGCGAGUGGCCCGCGAAGUCUUGUGGAGAAGCUCCAUGGUCCGGCGGCUCGCCGCGCUCCUCACGGGCAAGGACGCGGGCGUCAAGUUUACCUUUAUCAUUUUCGAGAACCAGCGCCGUUGGGUCGGCCUCGGCUGGACCACGAGCCUGUUCGCCUACGAGCGCAGCGCGUGGACCGACGAGCACAACAACUCGGUACCCUCGCGAGACUCCUUUGAGCUGCCCGAGACGGAUGAGGGUAGCCUCAUGCACUGGCGGUGGGUGCGCGGUAGCAAGUGGAAGGUGGAUGGCGUGCCGGACGAGGGCAAGGAAGCCGUUGAUUACGACGGCGAUGAAGGGAAGAAUGGGUGGGUGUAUUACGAUAACAAGUGGCAAAAUGGUUACCACCUCCAGCAGCCCUCCCACCACCCCGCCAGCGACAACAACGACAACCCCGCCGACGACUACGACAACAACGGCACCGGCCAAACCACCAAAGAUCCAGGCCUACAGCACUACGGGGAGAUGAUGGUGUCGCCAAUGGCCAGCGAGUUUGGCAAAGCAUCCUCGUCUUCCUUCACCUCCACUGCCGCUACGCUAACCCCCGUUCAAGAGACGGAUGGUGCCGCCGACGCUGAGAGCGACGCCACCGCCACCGCCAACGGAGAAGCACACCACGCCAACGGCAUCUCCAUCGCGCAUGGCGGCAAUGCCAAACGCGGGGGCGAGGACGGCAAAGAAACCAGCGACACGUCUUCCCUACACUCAACGUCGUCGUCUUCGCGGUCCUUUUUCCGCCCGGGUUCCCUGCGCCGUAAAAUCACGGAUCGAUCAUCAACCUCGGCCGUCUCUUCCACUACGGUGACUUCCUCGUCGUCGGCCCCACCCGCCCCCGGCGCGCACUCGGCCGGCCGGGAUGGUCGGACCCAGCAGCGGGCGAGACGGCCAAGCGAGGCGCGCAGCGAGACGCGGGGCGAAGAAGAGGUGUCGGGGCUAGGCACCGCGGUGGACAUUGCGAUCCAUGAUGAGGGCAAGGGGUCCUGGGGUAUCGGGGACGAGGCGCGCAUGUCCCUUGAGUAA